Messenger RNA from Clupea harengus (Atlantic herring), 1854 nucleotides. Its product is annotated as arylamine N-acetyltransferase, pineal gland isozyme NAT-10. The record is from RefSeq and is a predicted model, not a curated record. Gene Ontology annotation, molecular function: arylamine N-acetyltransferase activity. Lineage: Eukaryota; Metazoa; Chordata; Actinopteri; Clupeiformes; Clupeidae.
GUAGUUGAGGAAAUAGUGUGCCAUUUUUUUGUCCACGUAGUCAUGUUUGUUAUGCACAGAGAAUGUGUAGGUUUCUGACGCUACAUAAAUGCAAUAUGUCAGUUUAUGGUAGAUUAACAUUUUGAGCAGUUUCUACUGCCUUAUUUGAAUGUUGUCCUGACGUGGACUAGUUUGAGUAAAACAUGAAAGUAAAAGUAGCCUCAUAGUUCGUGUUUAUGUCUAUUGACCAGCAUUGUUUAGGAUAAACUUGUGUGUACCUCUGUUGUGCAAAUCACGCCACAGUUACAUAUUUCAGCAUUCUGGUAUUGCAAUUCCAGUUUGCUGAUGAACUUAUCUUGCCGUCUCGUGUAAUAUAACUUAUUCGGACUUGCAUCGGCGCUCUUAUCAACACGGAAAUUGCCUGGAAAUCACUAAGAACUAGAAAAAGGCCGCUGAAUUGGCUGCGCAUUACGGCUUCUUAUGGAAAUGGAUCUGCAAGCGUAUUUAAAACGCAUUGGUUACUCAGGAUCUGUCAAGCCAACUCUGGAAACUUUGCAGCAGGUACACCGCUGCCACAUGCUGACAGUGCCCUUCGAGAGUCUCACCAUUCACAGUGGCGGCAAGGUUGAAAUGGAACUCCAAUGGCUGUACGAAAAAGUAGUCGUGCAGCGCCGAGGAGGGUUUUGCUACGAAAAUAACGGUCUGUUCUCCUGGCUCUUGACUCAGUUGGGAUUCCAAGUAACUAUACUCGCAGCUCAAGUGAGAAACCGAUUCACGGGUUUGUUUGGGCCCCCAUUUGAUCACAUAAUCAUGAUGGUGACGCUUGAGGGCCAGAGGUGGUUAUGUGAUGUGGGCUUUGGUGCUUGCUAUGAGCUACCCCUCUCUCUUGAAACACCCAGUCCUCAAAAGCAGGUUCAUGGAGUCUUCCGGCUGAAGCAUCAAGGAGAUAUGAUCUUUCUUGAGAGCAGUGCAGAAGCACAAGGUGAUGUGCAAGGUGGAGUGAAAGAUGCAACCCUUGGAGGUGAGAUAAAUUGGACAGCGCUCUACAAAUUCACCCUUCAGCCUCGACAGUGGAAGGAUUUCAUAAAUAUGUGCGAGUACCACCAGACCUCUCCCAGCUCUCUCUUCUACUGCAAGUCUCUCUGCUCGCUGCUUUUGCCCCAUGGCAGGAUCACGUACAUGGGCUAUAGACUGUUGGUCACCACUUACCCCGCAGAAGAUGGAUGCCCUGUGGUAAAAACCACACAAGAUCUGACUGAUGAUGAGAUUCCAGGAGUACUAAAAGACCAGUUCGGAAUUGAGCUUUCUUCUCCACUCACACCAAAGGAUGAGAACAUUGUGCCUCCCUCAGUCAAGUACUAACAAUGCCACUGUUUAGUGGUUAACACAACAUAUAUUUGUGAACAGUACCAUCACAAUAUACAUUUGUGAACAGUACCAUCACGUCAGUAUACAUUCCAGCACUAAGGGUCCAUUUACCUAUAGAGAAGCCAAAGUUAAUAAUGCUUUAUAUUGUAUAAUUAAAUACAAUUUAGUCUUGUAAUUAAAUACCAAAUAAAUAAAUCACAGGUUCUUGUCAAAUAAUGUAACAGCCACAAAUGGAAAGAGUUGUAUAACUGUUGCUGGAACUUCCAUUGGUGACCAUUUUAGUCUAAAAAUUUGACAUGGCCUCUUAAAAUGACCAUGAACCCUAUUUUUAACCUUUUAGAAUACAAAAUAGAAAUAGAUCUACAAGAUAUAUAUCUAUAUUUUACAAAGAUGAUUUAGUUUUGUUGGUCUUUACUCACAUUUUGAAUUACAAUAUAGAAGCACCUUUACACAAACUAGUGACAAUUUGCUUUAAUAAAUUAAUAUACAGACAUUUUUAGAAAUGUA